Fragaria vesca subsp. vesca is the source of this 2669-nucleotide messenger RNA. RefSeq names its product G-type lectin S-receptor-like serine/threonine-protein kinase At4g27290-like. Gene Ontology annotation, molecular function: protein serine/threonine kinase activity; ATP binding. Bases 1 to 2562 code for a protein of 853 amino acids. The record is from RefSeq and is a predicted model, not a curated record. NCBI's taxonomy places the organism in Eukaryota, Viridiplantae, Streptophyta, Magnoliopsida, Rosales, Rosaceae. The transcript is spliced from 7 exons. Gene Ontology annotation, biological process: protein phosphorylation; recognition of pollen.
AUGAGGUCCUGGACUACCACAGUCAUGAAAAAUCCAUUGAAGGUUUUAAUUUGGAUAUGCCUGCAUCCUAUUUUCUCUUUUCUGCUCAUCAUCACAGCAUUAUUUUCCACAGCAGGAGGCAGCACAAGUACAUUUCAGUCCAUUAGAGAUGGCCAGACUAUAGUUUCAACUACUGGAAACUUUGAGCUUGGAUUUUUUAGUCCUUCUACUGGUUCUAAUAACCGAUACGUUGGGAUAUGGUACAAGAAGAUAUCAACUACCAUAGUAUGGGUUGCCAAUAGAGAAGCACCCCUUAAUGAUUCAUCAGGUGUUCUGCAGGUCACCAACCCUGGAAUUCUUGUCCUCCUCAACCAUAACAAGAGCAUAGUUUGGUCCUCAAACGCAUCACGAUCUGCACAGAAUCCAGUGGUCCAGCUUUUGGAUUCAGGAAAUCUUGUUGUAACAGAUGGCAGUGAUACAGACCCUGAGCAGUUCUUGUGGCAAAGUUUUGACUACCCAAGUGAUACACUCCUACCAGGUAUGAAGCUUGGUUGGAACAAAGUUACAAGCUUCAACAGGAUUCUUACAUCAUGGAAAAGUCCACAGGAUCCUUCUUUAGGGAUGUAUACAUAUGAACUUGGUCGCAGAGGAUAUGGAGAAGAAAUUUUGAAGAAGGAGUCAGUUAUAUUAUGGCGGACUGGACCAUGGAAUGGAAUCCGAUUCAGUGGCACGCCUCAUUUAACUCCAAACUCCAUUUUCUCAUACAACCUUGUUUUUGAUGAUCAUGAUGAAGACUAUUAUAUCUUUGAGCUUACUAACAGUUCAGUUUAUUCAAGAGUGAUUCUCACUUCAGAUGGACGUGUGCAGCGUUACACAUGGAUUGAUACAACCCAAACUUGGGGAUUCCUUUAUCAAACAUCUUUAAUUGAUAACUGUGACAAUUAUGCAUUCUGUGGUCCAAAUGGUGCAUGCAGCAUCGAAAGUUCCCCAGUAUGUGGCUGCUUGAAAGGAUUUGUUCCCAAAAAUCCAAAGGACUGGGACACAGUGGAUUGGUCAAAUGGCUGCGUGAGAAGGACUCCACUAAAUUCAGUAAAUUGCAGUGCUGAUUUGUUUAAGAAGUACUCCGCAGUGAAAUUGCCAGACACAGAGCAGUCCUGGUUCAACAGAAGUAUGACUCUCAAGGAAUGUGAGAUGGUGUGCCUGAAAAACUGUUCUUGCACAGCUUAUGCAAAUUUGGAUAUCAGGAAUGGAGGAUCUGGCUGCUUGCUGUGGGUCGGCAACCUAGUUGAUAUUAGAAAUUUAACCGUAAAUGGGCAAGAUAUUUAUAUAAGAAUGGCUGCAUCAGAACUAGGCCUGGAUCAGGACAACAUAGUUAUCAAUGCUAAAGGCUCUGAAUCUAAGAAAGUUAGAAUCAUACUAUGUGGUACUCUGUUGCCUACUGGACUGCUGAUCGUGGGCAUAGCCCUGGUAUUUUAUUUCCGGAAGCAGCAACGCAAAAAAUAUGGGAAAAUGAGGGGCAGCAAAAAAGAAGAUUCAGAAUUCACAUCAAGAGAAGAAGAUUUAGAUCUUCCCUCAAAAAAGGAAGAUUUUGAACUUCCACUAUUUGACUUGGCUACUGUCGUUUCUGCCACUGAUAAGUUCUCCGAGAACAGCAAACUUGGAGAAGGUGGAUUCGGAACCGGUAUAUUGAAAGAUGGACAGGAAAUAGCUGUGAAGAGGCUCUCUAAGCAUUCUACCCAAGGACUGGAUGAGUUCAAGAAUGAGGUUACACAUAUUGUCAAACUUCAGCACAGGAAUCUAGUAAAGCUUCUAGGGUGCUGCAUUCAGGAAGAUGAAAUGAUGCUGAUCUACGAAUUCAUGCCUAACAAAAGCUUGGACUUCUUUAUUUUUGAUCAAAGAAGAAUCUUCUUACUAGAUUGGCCUAAGCGCUUUGACAUUAUUAAUGGUAUUGCUCGGGGGAUCCUUUAUCUUCAUCAGGAUUCUAGGCUGAGGGUAAUUCACAGAGAUCUCAAAGCAGGCAAUAUCUUAUUAGACAGUGAAUUCAACCCAAAAAUCUCAGACUUCGGCCUGGCUAGAAGUUUUGGAGGGAAUGAGACUAAAGCGGAAACGAAUAAAGUAGUCGGAACAUAUGGUUACAUGUCCCCAGAAUAUGCAAUUGACGGGUUCUACUCCACAAAAUCAGACGUGUAUAGUUUUGGUGUUUUGAUUCUGGAGAUAAUAAGCGGGAAGAGAAACAGAGGAUUCCUUCAUCCAGGCCACAAGCUCAACCUGCUUGGACAUGCAUGGAACUUACACAUAGAAGACAGAUCCAUUGAAUUGCUUGCUACAACAAUAGGGGACUCUAUUAAUCUACAAGAAGUUCUGCGAACGAUCCAUGUGGGUCUUUUAUGUGUCCAGCAAAAUCCACAAGACAGGCCAAGCAUGUCGGCUGCAGUUCUAAUGUUGAGUGGUGAAGGUGUGCUGCCUGUACCUGAGAAACCUGGUUUCUAUAAUGAGAGGGUUCUAACUGAACUCCAAGUCGAUUCUUCUUCACAAGCAUGUUCAGUUAAUGUACUCACUUCCACCCUGUUCGAGCCUCGUUAAUUCGUUAACUGAUAUUUCAUGUUGGUGUAAUCAGUAAUCACAAUCCAUUUGUCUUUGGAAUGAGAUGAAGUUAAUUAGUUAAAUGAAAGUAUGUAAAUUCUCGAGUA